Messenger RNA from Papilio polytes (common Mormon), 3356 nucleotides. RefSeq names its product WD repeat-containing protein 63 (gene mmm). Gene Ontology annotation, biological process: cilium movement involved in cell motility; inner dynein arm assembly. Gene Ontology annotation, cellular component: inner dynein arm. Gene Ontology annotation, molecular function: dynein heavy chain binding; dynein light chain binding. Bases 80 to 3322 code for a protein of 1080 amino acids. The transcript has a single exon. Lineage: Eukaryota; Metazoa; Arthropoda; Insecta; Lepidoptera; Papilionidae. The record is from RefSeq and is a predicted model, not a curated record.
GUUAAAUUGACAUAAUGUUAUUUCAAUAAGUUUCAAAAUAUUGUUACGUUUUAUUGCAGUUAUAUCUAACGUAAUUAAAAUGGCUCAACCACAACCACUGCCGAGGAGAAAACGUUUCAUCCCGAAAUACGAUGUGGAGGGCGUAUUUCAUGUGGUACUUGGAGAAGAGACUCAAUUUCAAAUUGAAAUGGUAGUCGGUAUGCAUGUAAACGCACAAUACCCUUGGAAAUUAGUAAUUAAAGAUAAAAUUAUGGAAUCUAUUAAUUUAGGAGGAGAACUUUCUGAAUUUUUCCCACUCAAGAAGGAAUUAGAAGCGUAUAAAGAUGAUGAAGUAUUAAUGGGAUAUAUAGCAGAUGAAUCAAAGGAUGUCGAUGAAUUCUACGUUUGCUGUACACCAGAAGCGAGAGAUCAUUGUAAACAGCAGUCUGAUAAAUUUAUAAGACGACAAGAGAAGAAAUUAGAGAAAGCGAUUCAGAAAAAACCUAAGCCGUGGAUAGGUUUUGGAAGUGAAGCGGAGAUUAUCGAACUAGUUCCUGUUAAUACUAGACCACUUUUUGAAAUAGAAGUAAAGUCACAAUAUCUCAUGAAAUAUCAACCAAGUCGUUUUAAAGUACGGGAUACUAACUCAGUAAGAGAUGGUUAUACAGAACUAACACCAUAUAGACAGAAGUAUACCAAUGUUUUCUGUCGAAGAGUAGAUUGUGGUAUCCAAGCAGCAUCGCAAAAGGUAGAUAGAGAGGCUCAAACUUAUUUAAGAUAUCCCCAAAAUGUUUGGACACAAACAAUGAUCGAUACUAUUGGACGUGAGGACGAUGCCGAUGGCGGGGGAGAUACUCUGAGGAAGGAUGACUCCGAAGAAAGUAGCGAUGAAGAAGAUGAUGCUGAUAUUAGACCUUCAAAUGAGGCCGAGUUAGCAACUUAUAAUGCUGCUAUGAAAAGAAUGAGACGAGCGUCUUAUAUAAAAUCGCUUGAUAAAUUUAUGUCGGCAAGGGAACAAGAAAUGGAAUCUAUACUCGAGUUAAAUACAGUAAUGGAUAUGUACUGUAAUGAUUACCCACAGUUAGUGACUGAAAAGACAGUGGACGUUUAUAAUUCAAUGUCGUUUGAAGAAUAUGUUUGUUUUACAGAUGUGCGAGCUAAAGAUAAGUAUAUAUCAUCUGCUGUUUUUCAUCCAAUGUGGACCGGUAUUGUUGCCAUUAGCUAUUCAGAUGGAAAUCCGACUAUUAUGAAAACUGUUAGUUCAAGAUCGGAUCCCAUACAGAGAGCUAUAUACGGUUUAAAUCCUGUAAUGAUAUGGAGUCAUAUAGAUAGUUUGCGACCGAAAUUAUAUUUACAGUCACCGCGGGAAGUUAAAGUCCUUUCAUUUUGUCCAUUUAAUGAGAAUAUACUAGUCGGUGGUUGUAUUAAUGGUCAAAUUGUAGUAUGGGAUUUGACAAAUAAAUUGCUAAAUGUCGAAACAAUUCCUGUAUUGAGUGAAACUAGGGAAAAAUAUCGUAUUGCUAUGAAUGCGCAUAUGGAUUGGAUGAAAAAUGUACAGGAUAAUGCAAUCGUAGAGGCGACAGCUUUAAGUAAUAUACUCACAAGUCACUAUGCUCCUGUUACUGCUAUCAAUUGGUUGUCACCAAAUUUCGAAGUGACACCAACUGGUAAAGUUGUAAUGGCUGAAGGCAGAAAAUCUUUAAUGCUAUUUACGGGAUCCGAAGACGGGAAUAUACUAAUUUGGAACCUUUCCGUAGAUAAUGUUACUGCAUUAGAAACGAAGAAAAUUAAAAAGUCAAAGAGAGUACCAAAAAGACCCUCCGGUUUAUUAGUUGACAUUUCACCUUACAAAGUUUUAGAUCGUAAUUUGCAACCGUGUUUUAAAAUUAUAUUAGGAAAAGUUGGACAGCCUCAAGCAAUGCCAAUACAAAGAUUUGGAAUAAAACCGCCAUUGAUAAAGUACAUUUAUGUACCAAGAUAUUUAGGUGAUGGAAGAAAAUAUUUCGAACCUGAAAUCGUACCACAAAAUGAAGCCGAUAUAUCAAAAAUAAUCUACAGCGGCUCGCAACAUGGAGAAUUAGCGAGAGUUUUGUGGGAAGGUCAUGAUUUUAAUACGGGCGAGGUUGUUAAUUCCGAAUACUGUGAAAUAACUUAUAGUUGCUUUAUUCAUGAUGGUAUAUUAACGAGCGUACAAAUUAACCCCAUGCUAUCUAAUCUGACAUUAACUGUAGGUGGUAAGAUUUUUGCAAUAUGGUCUAAUGAUUUAGUCGGUAGACCUUUAUUUUGGAAGAAACGACCUUCUCGUUUGACAGAUGGUGUUUGGUCUUUAUAUAAACCCAGUGUCAUAUUUAUUGGAACCUCAGAUGGCGAUUUAGAAACAUGGGACAUUUUGUUAAGAAGUGACAAGCCCAUUAUAGUACAAACUUUGUCCGGUACGAUGCUGACAGGCGUAAGCUUACAUUCUCUACGUUUGACGAAAAAUAUAAUCGGCGUCAGUGAUUUAAAUGGUUCAUUUAGAACAUUUCUCGAUCCCCCAAUUUUUAUGCUUGAAAGUCAAUCAUACAAGAUUCGAAUGGAAACUAUGAUUAAAAGAGAAGUUAAGGUUAUGCAAUCUUUCGUUGCAUGGCAAAAAGAAUUGAUUAAUAGUAAUCCGCAAAUUUUGUUAGAAAUUAAGCGUAAAGAAGGUGCGCUUUUAGCUGAAAAAGAAGAAGAGAAACGUAGACUUAAAGAAGAAGAAGACAGAAGAUUGGAGGAAGAAGCGGAAGCUUUACGUCGCCAUAAACUCAAAGUAAUUGGUCCAGAAGAAAGAUGGCAGAUGAUAAUACAAUCCUUAAUAGAAAAGACAAUCGCUAUUAAAAAAAGAAUCAAUCGUGCAGAAUUAAUCGAACAAGAGAAACCAUUAAGAGAACUAGAAACACAGAGAUUAGAAAAAGAAAGGAGAAUGCUUGAAAUUAUGAAGAAUCAAAAGAGUAUAUUUAAUGACACCGUUGCUAUUCUUUUUCCUGAAGCUAUCAAAAAAGAAGUUAAGCAAAAGAGAACUUUACUCUCUGUAGAUAGGACAGAUUUACAAAAAGACUACAUUGAAGAAUAUCACCAUUUAAAGGCUGCUUCUUAUAAAUUAGUGCAUGAGAAUCCUUUUAAGGUACCGUUUUCUUGGGAAGCAACGAUAACUGAAGGUAAGGAAAGACGUCAAGCUUUGAAUCCUUUCGAUGAUUAUAUAAAGAUGCACAAAGCAAGAAUUGAAGAAGAAGAUAAUCGAACAUCGAGUCCUUCUAACAAAGAUUCGUCGUAUGUAGAAGCAGAAAGGGAGUUGGCAGAAGCAAGUGAAGAGCUUGAACCGUAAAGAAGUAAAACUUGUCUACAAAUAGUUUUUAUUC